AUGCACGACCCACCAAUGCGAGAUGGCUGGAACCUGCCGCGUGACGACUCAGUCGAGCAGCGGCACCGCGUCGACUGGCCCUCGGCGACGCUCAUGCAGUGCCACAUCUCGCACCUCGCAGCCGGCAUGGCGCUCGUUUUUGACGAAGAUGCCGAGCCAUGGGUGCAGGUGGCGGUCUGA
Tilletiaria anomala UBC 951 is the source of this 180-nucleotide messenger RNA. RefSeq lists its product as uncharacterized. The transcript has 2 exons. The coding region runs from base 1 to 180 and encodes 59 amino acids. Lineage: Eukaryota; Fungi; Basidiomycota; Exobasidiomycetes; Georgefischeriales; Tilletiariaceae. Gene Ontology annotation, molecular function: copper ion binding; oxidoreductase activity. The record is from RefSeq and is a predicted model, not a curated record.